Molecule: messenger RNA, 3679 nt
Organism: Poecilia latipinna (sailfin molly)
Lineage: Eukaryota; Metazoa; Chordata; Actinopteri; Cyprinodontiformes; Poeciliidae
Gene: spaca6
Product: sperm acrosome associated 6
Exons: 9
Coding region: 1599-2693 (364 amino acids)
Biological process (GO): fusion of sperm to egg plasma membrane involved in single fertilization
Source: RefSeq, a predicted model, not a curated record
ACUUAGUUGGAGAAGUGUGCUAGCUGAUAAGCUAAAGACUUUAAGCAUUUUUUUUUGUUGUAAUUUUAUCUUUCAGACUAUCAGCACGCUACAUCUUGACAACGUUUUGCCACUCUCCCUUUUUAAAAAAUCACCCAACUUUAUCAGAUCCACAGACCUUUUUUAAUACAAAGAUAUCUGAAGAUUUUAGGUAUAAACUCAUGGUAAUUUUACACACUUUUUCAAAAAUGUUAGCUCCAUCUGAAGAAAAGGAACUCCAGAUCAUGGUUCUGCCUCCAAUAUGUUUUAUUGUAGCUGUUGUGUUCUUCUGAUAAUGUUCUUUGUUGUUGUUUUUAUUCAUCAAAUUUACCUUUUGAUAUUGUGGCUCAAACUUUAAUGCUGGUUUCAUUCGGCCAUCAGACGCUUUUAGAAACCUCUAGCAAGUUUGGCCGUGUUCUUUAGAAGUUUUGUUAUCAUUUUAGAGUCCGACUUGUGAGUUCAGACACAUGGAAAACGUUUCCACCUCCAGAGUAAAACCAGACUCGGAACUUGCAGGUUUUGGCUCUGAUUGAGAGAAAAAUCUAGUUUUUUUUCCCCCAUUCGUUCCCAUUGACGCAUUGCAACUAGAAAAUUAGAAAUGUUCUUUUCUUUUUAGAAAACUGACAAUAAUGACAACGAGCCGCAUGCCAGAGACAAGCCUACAGGCACAGCCAGAAAGACGCACACACACUCCAGUUAUUUGGGAUUUUCCGUGUUCAGCCAUCUGACUAACAAUCGGACUUUGGCGGUCCUGGAGAACACUCUUGCCUGAUAUUGAUUGGCCUGUCUGCGCUGAGACAGAUGAAUGCAUUAGUACCCAGCUCACCCUGCCACUGGAAAUAUAUUAAGUUCAUGUAUUAGGCACCCUGUCUGGUUGCCAUGGAGAUGCACCAGGAGCGAGGGAUCGGGGAGAAGAAGGAUGGGGGAGUGUAGGGAUGAGGAGGCGAGUGGGGGAUACAGGAUGCGAUGAGGCAGUUGAGUUGAUUUGUAGUCCUAUUCCCUCUUCGUUUAUUUCUGUCUGUCACUCGAGCGUCCGCUCUUACCUCCGUCCCCUCCUCUCCCUUUGUCUCAUGACUUCAGCUUCUUUUCGCUUGAAAAAAAAAACUGUCUGAACUUUAUCAGGAAAAAUAUUCAAUUUUCACCUCAUCAAUUAAUUUUGUUCCUCUUUUGUUCUUCAUUUCCCCCUUUUGACUGGCUCCCGACUCGCCAUCUGUCAAUUUCCACAGCUGCCUCGUUUACUGAAAAUUAAAUGAAAUUCUCAUUUUACUUGAAUUUUCUUGCCAAUCUUCCUUCUUGCUUUGUCCUGACACAUACCUAACCGCUUAACUCCCCUUUUAUCUGCCCCUCUCCCCCUCAUCUGCGCCACCUCCCUCCUCGGCUCACGCCAUCUCUGUGCUCUGCAGUAAAACUGGUGCAUUGAGGCAGCAGGAAAUGGGGAAUAGAGACAAUAGAAUGGAGGAAAUACAGGAGAUACUGUCUGCUCUCAGACCCAAACACAAACCCCGCGAGCUCAUAGACAUUCGGAUGUAUGUAAAAUUUGUCUUUAAAGCUCUCAAGUUGUUCUUGCAACCUGAAGAAUUAUGAUUUCUUCACAUGUUGUCACCGUGGAAGCUGGAUUUGAAGAAAAACAAAAAAUUUUGCUCAGUUUGGAGCUCCUGCUAAAAAUAUGCAUGGCUGUUUUGUGGCUCGCAAGUGUUAGUUUGCUGAUUUGCCCCUCUCUGAGCUGCUAUAUCUGCUUUAUCAAGCCGCAAGUCAGUGGUCGGCUGUGCACGGGCUACAUUGUGGAAGAGACUAACGUCAACAGCGUGGACGAAUGCUUCAGGAUGCUGGACCGCAUAUUCAAUACGAAUGAGACAGUGAUAGAGGCUGGAAGAGUGGCUGGAGGUUUAGAAGGCAAGCUGAAGGAGAUCCUAGAAGCAGAGAUCUUACCUAUAGCGAGAGAGUUUCAGGCAAAGUGGAUUAUGGACACUGUGUAUGAAAGCAGGUUGCAGAAAGCAGCAGACAAUUUCAUUGCAGCUGCCUCCAAACUGCCUAGAGAUACUCAGUGUAUACCUCCAUGUGGUUUUCAGAACAUAGAUGCUGCGUACAACUGCGACACCUGCCAGUACGACUCCUGCUUAUUCCCCCUCGACUGUCCAGUUGAAGAAACUGAAGUAAUGGAGGGUAGAGGAAUCGAAAUGCGCUGCGAUGUGCCAUUCGACCUGCCAAAUGAUAUCGAGGUGGUCUGGAGGUUUGCAGAGGAGUUCAAAACGCAGGAAACGGAGCAGUUUAAGGAGGUGACUGCAGGACCCGACAGGCUUUACUUCAUUUCAUCAACCAGCUCUCAGCAUACGGGCACCUACCAGUGUGAGAUUUUCUCAGGCACUCGAUCCAUUGUCAGGCUUUACUUCUACGUCACAGUGACGCCCCGGCCAGUGGCAGGCCACACAGCGCUGCAGGGGAUAUUUGACCUGUCUCUGCUCCCAAGAGGGCAGUUACUCACCGCGCCUGGUGCUGCUCCUCACUUCUCCCUCCACCUCCUCCUGUUUCUUCUCACCACCUGUUUAGCCUCUUCACUGCUGCUGCUGUUCGUCUCCCUGGGGUUCCUGUACUGGUUGUCGGUAUCGGAGGUAGACCAUCCUGUAGCAGAUUCGGAUGAAGAAGAUUAUUUUGGUGUUUCAAUGUUAGCGAUAUGAAAAGGAGCGGCUUGUAUUAAAAACGUACAUAAAGUACUGGAUAUUCUCUGAAGCAUUAUGUCAUACUUGGAUGUAGACGUGUGUGUAACUCUUCUCACCACUAGAGGUCAGGAUACACAUUUUUAUUAGAAUAAUUGACAGUGGCUUUCUGUAUGCGUAAAGCAUUAAGACGAGCUGUUUUAAUUGAAGUGCAACAAAUUUUAGUGUUCAACAUGAGAUGUGACUUUGUGAAAGUACAGCUCAGUUUAUGCAUAUUUAAAUCUACUUUUUAAAUUCCUAUGCCAUCUAAUAACUACAAUCAGAAACAGUUUCUUUAAAUAUAAUUAAAACAUCAACAAAAUGGUAGAUUUACCUUUUUUUAAUAUCUGGAUUAAAUCUUAAUCUUUUUUUGCUCUCCUGUCACGUGCAGUGACAAAAUCUGAGGUCACGAUUUUCCAUUGAUUACGUCUUUUAUGGCCUUGUUUAUUUUUGUUCAUUUAACUUUCCCCCUAUUUUGAUAUAUUCCAACUAUAAUAAGCUUUAGUGAAAUGCAUGUGAAGGAAAAUAAUAUAUUUUUCUAUAUCAAAGAUAGUUCGUCUCGUCAGAGUUGAUAGGAAAAUGUAUGGGGUCCGGGAAACGGCAUGUUAAAGCUACUAAUGAUAUGAGACUAAAUCAGUGGAAGAUUUGCCUUCCAGCAAUUAAAAAAACCACUAAAUAUACAGCCUAAGAUAUAGUGGAGUGGUUUAAAUCAGAGCAGCAUGUUUGUGGGUUGGAACGGCCUUGAUGUUUGCAGACAUUUCUAAUCUGAUUUGAUUGAGCCGAAGUUGUUUUGCAGAGAAGAAUAGAGAAAACCUUCAGUCUCUCAAUGAGGACAACUGGUAGACAUGUCCCAAAAGACUUUCAGCUGCAGUUCCAGUGAAAGGUGUCUCUAAAAGGUAUUCACCAAGUAGGUGAAUACACAGGCUGAAUACAAAUAGAUGCUGCAAUUUUAAGAUAGUUAUUUGUAA